This is a messenger RNA of Triplophysa dalaica, 1136 nucleotides long. It is a transcript of the gene alkbh7, whose product is annotated as alkB homolog 7. The transcript is spliced from 4 exons. Gene Ontology annotation, biological process: fatty acid metabolic process; DNA damage response. The record is from RefSeq and is a predicted model, not a curated record. NCBI's taxonomy places the organism in Eukaryota, Metazoa, Chordata, Actinopteri, Cypriniformes, Nemacheilidae. Gene Ontology annotation, cellular component: mitochondrial matrix. The coding region runs from base 98 to 799 and encodes 233 amino acids.
UAAAAAUGGUGCCUUGUCAAUGACAGUAUGUCACCGGGAAUAAACUGCAUAUUAGAUCCUCAGUGUUUUAAGGUGUCAUAAUUUUCGCCACGACAGAAUGAAACUACUGGUCAAAGCAGCCAUACAAGCCCAGAGGACAUAUUUUCAGCGAAUUUUAUUGUAUCGGUUUACGUCAGACAAUUCACCGCUCAGAAAAGGCCUGCAGUCCACAGAGGAGUGUGGAUGGUUGUGCGCCUCGUCGCGGGAGAUUUUGUCCGCCGUGCGCGGACUGGUUGAAGUUCGGCAGAACUUCAUAAGCGAGGAAGAGGAGAAAGCCCUUCUUAAAGAACUAGAACCAGGACUUAGGAAAAAACGAUACGAGUUUGACCACUGGGACAAUGCCAUCCAUGGCUUCAGAGAAACAGAGCGUCUUCAGUGGGGAGAUGUUUGUGAAAGUGUCUUCAGGAGGGUCAGAGAAGUGGCAUUUCCUAAGGGCAGUUCACUUCUUGGACCCGUUCACGUUCUGGACCUGGACAAAGCAGGCUACAUCAAACCCCAUGUCGACAGUGUGAAGUUUUGUGGAAGCACCAUUACAGGACUGAGCCUGUUGUCUGAUAGUAUUAUGCGUCUCGUUCCAGAGAAUAACUCUGCUGAGUGGCUGAACUUGCUUUUAAGUCGUCGCUCACUUUAUAUUUUGAGGGAUGAUGCUAGGUUUAAAUACACACAUGAAAUCCUAAAAGAUGAGGAAUCCUUUUUCUCAGGACAGAAGGUUCCCCGUCAUCGCCGCAUUUCUGUGAUCUGUCGAAACCUGCCAGUUUAAAAGUGUUGGGACUUCAUUGCUUCUUUUUUGGAGAUUUAGUGACUUCUGUUGGAAGCAAUUUUCCAUAAAAAGUGAUAACAAUUGUUAUCUUUGCUUGAUUAAAUCAGGCUCACUUCAAUGUGUGGUCACAACACACUACUGGAAUAUAAUAAAUGAGAUUUAAAUUAUUUACACAUGCAAAAUAAUGAAGACUUUGUCAGUAAGACAGUUUUUCUUUAUCUAAUAAAAAUUUUUUUCUAAUCUUCUACUGUGGCCCCUUGUCCAAGAAAAUAAACGUUUGUACCGAAUACAAAUGAACAACAACACUUUACUGUUUUAACAACAAACUGAAUUUAAU